Sander lucioperca (pikeperch) is the source of this 711-nucleotide messenger RNA. Its product is annotated as macrophage mannose receptor 1-like. The coding region runs from base 1 to 642 and encodes 213 amino acids. The record is from RefSeq and is a predicted model, not a curated record. Lineage: Eukaryota; Metazoa; Chordata; Actinopteri; Perciformes; Percidae. The transcript is spliced from 3 exons.
AUGAAGAAUGACAAAUGGGAUGAAGAGUCUUGUUCUACAAAAUCUAACUUUAUCUGCUAUGAUGAACACAACAAGACCGGCCAAACAUUUCAUAUCAUUGAAGAUAAGAAUAAGAUGACCUGGCCAGAGGCUCAGAGCUACUGCAGAGAUAUUCACACUGACCUGAUCAGUGGAGUCAAACAGCUAAAAGACUUCAAGACACAGUACCCAAAUCAUGCAAAAACACCUGUCUGGAUCGGCCUGUUCAGAGACUGCUGGAGUUGGUCAGAUGGGAGAAAUUUCUCUUUCAGAUCCUGGGAGACAGAUUCAGUGAUCCUGAUCAAGGAGAACAAGACCUGGGUGGACGCGUUAUACUACUGCAGAGAUCACUAUCGUGAUCUUGUCUCCAUCACCAACCAGGACGAGCAGCUCUGGGUCCAGGAGAGAGCCAAGAUGGCCUCCACUCCCUACGUGUGGCUGGGACUGCGCUACACCUGCACUCUGGACCUCUGGUUCUGGGUCACUGACGAGAUGGUCUGCUACAACAACUGGGGCCCCGGCCAGCCUGGGGACGACUGCACCACGGCUGGAGCCAUGGACCGAGAGGGAACGUGGGUCAAAAAAGACGACGACAACCAGCUUAAUUUCAUCUGUUCCAAGUAAAAACCAGCAGAAUGAAACUAAGUACAUUUACUCAAGUACUGUACUUUAGUAAUAAUGCAGUUGAGAUGA